GGCAGCGAGGAUGGGCAGCCGCAAACCCGUGCGGCUCCAGAGGAGAAGGGUGCCAAAUUAUGGCGCUUUCCGCUCUCCUGCCCGAGCCCGGCCGCUGGCUUCCCGGACAGCAGAGGGACCGGGUCCGAGAGGGUCUCCUCUGAGCACAAUCCCGCCGUGCGGGUGGGGCACGUCUCCCGUCACACCCUCACCAGGCCCUGCCCGAGCCGCCUGCUGGUCUCCGCGCUUCGGAGCCCCUGGCCCGGCCGAUACCCUCCUUCCCCACCGGCCUCGGCGCCUCGGGGCGGGUCCCUGCCGCCCGCACCUGCCCUCGUGGGCGGAGCGCGGCGGCGGCGACGCGGCCCCAGCCCCUGCCACCGGCCGCGCGAGUCUCACGGCUCCUCCGCACUCCCGCCCCCUCUGCAGCCGGCGCACCUCCACCCCGCGGUGCCCGCCCGUCCUCUGCGCGCCGUCCGUCCGUCCCUCCGCCCGCUGCGAGCCGCGACGCCUCGCACUUCUGAGUCGAGUCCGCGCUGCGCUCGUCGCCGCCGCCGGGAUCCGCCGCCCGCGCCAUGGAGCCGGCCGCGGGCAGCGAGCGCCGCAGCUCCCCGGGCCCCGCCGUCCCGGCGCCGCCCCGGGGCCACGCGCCCUCGGCGGCCGCCGCCCCCAGCCCGGGCCCGCUGAGCUCCUCGGCGCGCGAGCAGCCGCAGCCCGCGGAGGAGCGGCAGCUGCGGAUCAGCGAGAGCGGCCAGUUCGGCGACGGGCUGGAGGAUCGAGGCUUACUAGAAAGCAGCACUCGACUAAAACCUCAUGAAGCCCAGAACUACAGGAAGAAGGCAUUGUGGGUCUCCUGGUUCUCCAUUAUUGUCACCCUGGCCCUGGCUGUGGCUGCCUUUAGUGAGUAUCCUGAAUCUGGACGAUCAAUACGGGCCGCUGUUGUCUGCUUUACUCUCAUUCCUGUGGGAUGUGCUUUUGCUUUUAGUUGA
Molecule: messenger RNA, 965 nt
Organism: Manis javanica (Malayan pangolin)
Lineage: Eukaryota; Metazoa; Chordata; Mammalia; Pholidota; Manidae
Source: RefSeq, a predicted model, not a curated record